GUGUCUCCUGUGAGUGGAAGACAUUCCCUGUUCUCCCCAUAGACAUAAGUCUAUGGUUCUUAUCCCCUUAUUAGACAUUAUUUGGUCAAAGCGGUGGAACCCAACUGUCAACGGCUCUGACUUAACUAAAACGGAGAAACUCCGAAUUUGAGUUUACUGUCUAAAUAUGGAGAGUUAUGAGGUGUUCAUUCAAAGACACAUUUCCCAACUUCGACAACACAACAUCAAAUCCCCUGUGCAACAUCAAAAGUACCUGUGCAAAACUAACGAUAAGUGCAGAUCGGAAAUCACCUUCUAUGGAUGUGCAAUUCUUUCUCCACUGCUGAGUUUGGAGCAAAGAGAAGAGAUGUGCAGAUACAGAGCAAAAUGCUUGAUGAGUGAGAAGACGAUGAAUAGCCACACUAUUCGCACCAGUGUUCAGAUCAAUCCAUCUCCAACAUUAAAGGAAUUUAUAUUGGGCCAAGAAGUCAGUCUAAAUGGAAACACUAGCAGAAUCAGCAACAUCACUGAAAAUUCAGGGAAUAAACAAGAGGUUAAGAAAUAUACAUGCUCUCCAAUCCUAUCACCCACUGGACUUACUGAUGAUUGGGAAGUCGAAGAUCUCCGUUAUCCCUUUAUCUGGACUGCCUGUGAUGUUUCUGUAAUAGUGGCUUCUCAUGAAGGUAAACCUGUUCACACAAUCAGUCAGGGACCUAGUAUCAUGAACCAUGUUCAAAUGGAUAGAGAUACCUUGGAGGAAUAUGUGGAUGGCUCACAACAAGCUCACACUGACCAAACUAGUUGUCUGUCUAUAGUAUGUCCAUCAGAGGGUCCAUGGAAGCAACAGACACUUAUGCAGAGCAGAAGCACUGAGUUACAUGUGGUCUCUUCAGCAGAUGAUGAUGAUGAUGAUAGUCUUUCUGAUAAAGAGAAUGAAGAGGUCUCAAAGGAAGAUUUUAUGGGAAGGGGGGAACACAUGAGAGCCAAUAGGAAGAGGCAAGAGCAGGGGAGGGUCCCAACCCCUGAGCCAGAAAAAGGACAAUUUGAUUGCACACAGCAAAUAAUUUCAUCUGAAAAUCUGUGUGAAUCCAGAGGCUAUGGGUCAUUCCAAGUUAAUUUGAUUAAUGAUGAGCAGGUAGAAGGGUCCUUUGAGUGUGAGAAUGUGAAAGCAAAAAUGAAAAUGUCAAGCAGAUUGAAACUGGUUGGUAAUAAAAAAGACUUCACUCCAGCUUUCAGCUGUUCCCCCAGAAAAUCCUCCUGUUUUUUUAGGAAAAAGUCUUCAGGCAGAGGAACGCAAAGGCUUAGCUUCACAACAGAGACGUAUAAAAAUGUUCCUGUACCCCAGUUCAGUUUAAGUCCUGUUAAUUCUAAGAAAGGUGAUGGAGUUAAUCCUUCAAGAAAACAAGAGAUAAAUAAGUCUUUACACAAUGAAAGCAAGGGUCUGUUAAGUUGGAGUGACUCUGUUUGUUGGGGCAGUGGCAACAAGUCUGUGGUCACAAGAGACAUAACUCUAGGUAGAAGCUUCAAUCAGACACAACAGAUUGCUCAGUUGGAACUUAAUCUGUCUAGCCUCAAAACCUUGAUCUCAGACCUGGAAUCUUCUUUAUCAGAGACCCAGACAGACUCCGAAGAGUCCACAGAGGCAUUUACUUAUUCAUGCCAUGAUCAUAGUUCUCCUGUUGUAAUUAAGAAAAGCAGAGUCAAUAGAAACGCUAAUCACACAACCCACAGUUUCCUCAAACAACCAGUUAUCGUGUCAGGAUAUGAGGCAAUACCAGAAAGUGACCAUGAACUGCUACAGUUACAUCAGGCAAUCCCUCAAAAUGCUUUUCAAGUUGCCAUAGGAGAAUGCCAGAAGCCACUACUGGGUGAUGUCAGCAGCAAGUCAGAGCAAGAGAAGAAUAUACUGAAAAUGGCGGGGCCAAAAUUGGAUGUGUCAAUGAACCAGUCGUAUGAUGUGGAGUCACCAUCUGGACUGUUGCUGCAGGCUCAGAUAAGUGGAGGAAAGCAAUUCACUCAGUGUCCUGACAGUCAUGGUGUGUUUUUUCAUACCAAACGAAGGCUCAUCAUGAAAGCAGUGGACAGUAACUCUUCAGCAUCAGCUGAUCAAAGAUCUGGCAUUAUAGAAAAGUCCUCAUCCAGCACUAUCAAAGGUGCAGUCUGCAGCAAGGCAAGCAGAAAGUGAAUAAAUUGUGAGCAUGGAAACCUUC
Molecule: messenger RNA, 2189 nt
Organism: Alosa sapidissima (American shad)
Lineage: Eukaryota; Metazoa; Chordata; Actinopteri; Clupeiformes; Clupeidae
Gene: cp110
Exons: 5
Coding region: 167-2164 (665 amino acids)
Biological process (GO): centriole replication; regulation of cytokinesis; centrosome duplication
Cellular component (GO): centriole
Source: RefSeq, a predicted model, not a curated record